AUGUUAUGUACACGUCGUGGCGGGAACUGCUCAUUUAAUGAGAGCAUUCAGGUUACAAGACCAAAAAAAAAGCCUUCGGAGCCACAAAUUCACUUUUAUGUUCCUAAGGUGAAGCAAAACGAUACAGAUGUUGUCCGUGAGAUUGAUGAAGAUUGUCGAGGAGAGAAGGAAAUGUCUAAUACAAAUGAAGCACAUCGAGACGUUACCUCUGCAGAAGAUGAUAAUGAUUCUGUAAGGCCUACAGAACUCACCGACUCUAUAAACUAUUCCACUCAGAUGAAAUCUGUGGGUCGUAAUUCUUCUUCAGAAGCAAUAGAUGUAUGCACGACCACUGUGAACUCCAUUGAUUCUGGAGUACCUCUUGGUGCUUCAGAAAGUCUCUUGAGCACAUCAGAGUAUAUUCCCAACCUUGAGAAUCAGCCACCUGUCACACCUAUCCAAUCAUAUGAGUUUGAUUUACCGCUUACAAUUGAUAUGUGGAAUAUCAUGUUUCAGGAUCUUCAGAAUGAUUCAUUACACGUUGAUAUGAAAAAUACUCGACUGUCCAGUAAGGCCGAAGCGAAUAGCCAAGUCAGCACUGUUUCUUCUCCUUUUUCUUCUUCAGUAACCAAGGCUGGUUCCUCUGCUCUUGCUCCAACGAUUACUGUAGGGGAUAUUCAGCAGCUUCCAAGUUUUCAUCUUCAAAGCCAAGGAAUAAAUCGUUUUGGAGUCUGCUCACUUCAGCAAAUUCGUAAAUACAUUAAAGGUUCAGUUGAUGCUGACGAAGCAAUCAAAGUUCAAUAUCUUACGGAAAACUCUUACAUGGAUCCUUAUAUUUAUACAAAGCUUGCCCAUGAAGACGAAGGCCCUGUAGAAGGGGAAUUCAGCGGUGGAGAAUUUCCAGUUCCUACAUCACGGAGAAGUCCCACUUCAAGGCUGGGUUCUUUCUCACAAAUGGACCUUUCUGGGGUUUCAUCGGCAUCAGAUGAAUCAGUUUUCUAUAGAAAGCUUGUUGAGCAGACACCUGAUAAUAUACAUUCAACUGGUUCUUCAAUACUUCUUGUGCGUAACGAUCCCGGAAUGUCUCGUCAGGAUGUGGCUACUAAGGAAAAGAUUCGUGCUCUAAUCGGAAGUUUUGGGCCUCGUCUUCUUCUUAUCUAUUUUAGAUACAUCAAUCCUUUCUUACCGCUUUUUUCCAGGGGCCUCUUCUACUUUGGUACCAACCAAAAUAUGUUGGAGUUCCAUAAUUCGCUUCUUGCUACCCUCCUCACGUUGGGUAUGGAUUAUUGGGCAAUUGAUCCUGUCCUUCAGCAAUACACUCCACCCUCAGAUAUUACGUUAUUCAAGAUUGCACGAUCCGCCAUGAUGGAAGAGCAGGAAAUGCCAAAUUAUUCUUCUCUUCAGGCUUGCAUUCUUUUAUCCCAAAAACGACCAGUUGAUCUUUCAAAACCGGAUACUCCCUUUGUGUGGACUGUUCUCGGCAUGGCAGCUUCUUUGGCUGAGACUAUGGGCUAUAAUCAUGAAUGUCUCGAAUGGCAUAUUCCAAGCUGGGAUAAAAGAUUACGCAGAAGAAUUUGGUGGUGUUUUCUUGUUCAGGACACGUGGUUUGCUGCAUGUUAUGGGCUUCCACUACAUAUCGCUAGCCGCUACUGGCAUGUGAGUCCCUUAACUCCAAAUGACUUUGAGUCAUAUAGCAUGAAUGAAAGAGAUUCUGAAAACUUCAAGCUUUCGGUAGUGAGUUUUUGCUUCAUGGUCAAUAUAUCAUCACUUGUGGCCACAAUUUGUGAUGAGUUUUUAUACUCACAUAUGUCCUCCUUUUCUUUUGAGACUAUAUAUCGUAUGGGAUGGCAAUUGCUAGAUAAGGUUACAGCGAUGGAAGAAGACUCUCCUCGAAGCUUACAAGUUUCUUCACAAAUCACUGGGCAGAUUGCAUGGGCCAAUGCAUCAAUACAGCUGGCCAUUCAGGCUGCUAAAUUGAUUAUUCUUCGUCAUUUGCUUCAUAAACUGAAAGCAUCCGAUGAAAGAUCACAGCAUAGAUACAGAGAUUCGAUAUUCGAUUCGUCUCUGGAUUGCCUACGCAGCAUAUUGUGCCUUGUGGGUAAAAUCAAGGCUGAUCAUUUUCAAUAUUUUUGGUAUUCGUGGUCAAGAUUGAAUUUUGCUCUGGCUGCAAACUUCUUCUUGCUCGUUUACUCCCUAGUUGAAUCUGCCCAAGAAAGGGAUACUGUUAAGGGUCUUCUGGAUAACUAUAGGUGGUGGUUGAGAUGCAAUAAUUCUUCAUUUUCUGAUCUCUCAUUGGCAUUGGCAGUUUUGGAUAGAGCAUAUGCGGAAGGAUUGGAGAGAAUAGCAAGAUAG
Molecule: messenger RNA, 2331 nt
Organism: Brettanomyces nanus
Lineage: Eukaryota; Fungi; Ascomycota; Pichiomycetes; Pichiales; Pichiaceae
Exons: 1
Coding region: 1-2331 (776 amino acids)
Biological process (GO): DNA-templated transcription
Cellular component (GO): nucleus
Molecular function (GO): DNA binding; zinc ion binding
Source: RefSeq, a predicted model, not a curated record